This is a messenger RNA of Chlorocebus sabaeus (green monkey), 2938 nucleotides long. RefSeq names its product F-box protein 25 (gene FBXO25). NCBI's taxonomy places the organism in Eukaryota, Metazoa, Chordata, Mammalia, Primates, Cercopithecidae. The record is from RefSeq and is a predicted model, not a curated record. Gene Ontology annotation, cellular component: SCF ubiquitin ligase complex; nucleus; cytoplasm. Gene Ontology annotation, molecular function: protein binding. Gene Ontology annotation, biological process: protein ubiquitination.
UCAGCGGCCCACUUCCGGCAAUAAUCGCCGCGACGCCGUCAGGUGCGGGCCUAGGUCGCCGGAGCGCCAGGUGGGCACUGGGGGCCGCGGGCGCGUCAGGUGGGGACGGCUGGCCACGGGCGAGUCAGGUGAAGACCGGGGACGCCGGGCGCGUCAGGGUUUUCAGGAGCUGCUAUUAUAAACAUAUAGUGGUUAGGAGCAUGGAUCCUGGAGUGAGACUCCAUCAGUUUGAAUCCCAGCUCCACUAAACUCCUUGCCUCCGUGUCUUCGUCUAUAAAAGAGGAGAACUAUGCCAUUUUUGGGUCAGGAUUGGAGAUCUCCUGGAUGGAGUUGGAUUAAGACAGAAGAUGGCUGGAAGAGAUGUGAAUCCUGUAGUCAGAAACUUGAAAGAGAGAACAACCAUUGUAACAUCAGUCACAGCAUUAUCUUAAAUAGUGAAGAUGGAGAAAUAUUCAAUAAUGAAGAGCAUGAAUAUGCAUCCAAAAAAAGGAAAAAGGACCAUUUUAGAAAUGACACAAAUACUCAAAGUUUUUAUCGUGAAAAAUGGAUCUAUGUCCAUAAAGAAAGCACAAAAGAAAGGCAUGGCUAUUGCACCUUGGGAGAGGCCUUUAAUCGGUUAGACUUCUCAAGUGCAAUUCAGGAUAUCCGAAGGUUUAAUUAUGUGGUCAAACUAUUGCAGCUAAUUGCAAAAUCCCAGUUAACUUCAUUGAGUGGUGUGGCACAAAAGAAUUACUUCAACAUUUUGGAUAAAAUCGUUCAAAAGGUUCUUGAUGACCACCACAAUCCUCGCUUAAUCAAAGAUCUUCUGCAAGACCUAAGCUCUACCCUCUGCAUUCUUAUUAGAGGAGUAGGGAAGUCUGUAUUAGUGGGAAACAUCAAUAUUUGGAUUUGCCGAUUAGAAACUAUUCUCGCCUGGCAACAACAGCUACAGGAUCUUCAGAUGACUAAGCAAGUGAACAAUGGCCUCACCCUCAGUGACCUUCCUCUGCACAUGCUGAACAACAUCCUCUACCGGUUCUCAGACGGAUGGGACAUCAUCACCUUAGGCCAGGUGACCCCCACGCUGUAUAUGCUCAGUGAAGACAGACAGCUGUGGAAGAAGCUGUGUCAGUACCAUUUUGCUGAAAAGCAGUUUUGUAGACAUUUGAUCCUUUCAGAAAAAGGUCAUAUUGAAUGGAAGUUGAUGUACUUUGCACUUCAGAAACAUUACCCAGCGAAGGAGCAGUACGGAGACACGCUGCAUUUCUGUCGGCACUGCAGCAUUCUCUUUUGGAAGGACUACCACCUUGCCUUACUAUUCAAGGACUCAGGACACCCCUGCACGGCGGCCGACCCCGACAGCUGCUUCACGCCUGUGUCUCCGCAGCACUUCAUCGACCUCUUCAAGUUUUAAGAGUUUCCCCUGCCAUCCCUGUUGGAGAUUGUGCAUCAUGCUGUCUGUGCAGGGCUCAUAGUGAGUGUUCUGUGAGGUGGGUGGAGGCUCCUGGGAGGCCCCUGCUUCCAGAAAGCCUGGGAAGAACUGCCCUUCUGCACAGGGGGUGCGUAGUUGCAUUUUCAUCAUUGAAGGUCAGAGGCCAAGGAAAUCAUUUCUACUUUAAAAACUCUUCUUCUAAGCAUAUUAAAAUGUGAAAUUUUGCACAUUAUAUAUAUAUAGUUAAAAAAUGUUUCAGGUGGUCAGCUCCACAUUCUUUGUUAACCUGACACUAACAGCCAAUAACAUGCUUCUUAACUGUCAAAUUACAGUUUCCCAAUUUUAUACUAAUUGGGGGUGGGUGACAAAACAGUUGAUCCUUGUAAAUACAUUGUACAGAAUAUUUAUUUUUUCUCAAAAUGCAUUUUAACUACUACAUUGGCUGUGACCAGAUGAGUCCUCUUUGAACAGAAAGUGAACCCAGGGCAAUGAUAGCCAUUCUUGUCUUAGGGCUUACGGAUCGGGGUAUGAAUUGUGCACACACAGCCCAACAACGGGCAGUGGUCUCUGUGGUCCUGAGGCAUCCAGCACAGGUUCUGGCAAGGGUACCCCUGCUCGGGGUGUGGGCUGGUCUGUGCGUAAUCCCGGCAUCCAGCACAGGUUCUGGCAAGGGUACCCCUGCUCGGGGUGUGGGCUGGUCUGUGCGUAAUCCCGGACUGUGAUGGCAACAGCCCAGUGCAGUCUGAACUUCAGUUGUGUUGAAACUACUUUAAUAGACAAAGUAAUAAAUGAUGUUUAUCUAUUGAUGUAAACUUCAUCAGUUUUGCAUCCUACUGAGAAAUGUUAGUGAUUUUGAUAUUUAAAUCCUUAAAAGAUUGCUUUGUUUUUAAAAUAACGCAUGUCCAUUUUAGAAAAUUAGAAAAUCAGUCCCACCACCCAAAGAUUAUUGUGCAUGCUGAAAAGAAUAUGAAAAAUCCCCUCAGCAGGCAUAGGAUAGAAAUGCAUUGUUGUAUAUUUCCAUUUUCGAAUAGGGUCAAGGAACCUAAGCAAAUCAUUUCUACUUUUUUUUUCCUCUAAGCAUAAUAAAAUUAUACUUUUAUAGCUUUUAUAAAUAGGACUAAAAAAAGAUUCUGGAUUUUUCAGCCCCACUUCUGUGAACUGACACAAAUGGCCAAGAAUGCAUUUAUUUGUCAAAUUAUAGUUUCUCCUGAGGCGAUGCAAAUACCUGGGGCCUCCAUGAAUAUAUGUUAGUUUUUCAUAAAACCAUAAAUGUCCUGUAUCCCACUGUUAUUUCACAACCCCUCCACCCCACCUUUUUUAGAAACAACCAUAUCCUAAAUGUUAUUUGGAAACUUGGUUUUUAUUAGCUCCGUAGAAUCACCCAGAUGGAACAGACUUUAUCAUCACAGCAUCCUGGGGUUCCCGAGUGUCUCGCUGUUAGCAUCAAUAACUGUGAUUAGCAUCAUCACACAUUAACAAUGUGGCCGUCUCCUUACAAUAAACCAGUAGUCAACAUCAUGAGUCAAA